Molecule: messenger RNA, 376 nt
Organism: Oxyura jamaicensis (ruddy duck)
Lineage: Eukaryota; Metazoa; Chordata; Aves; Anseriformes; Anatidae
Gene: CTXN3
Product: cortexin 3
Exons: 1
Coding region: 43-336 (97 amino acids)
Source: RefSeq, a predicted model, not a curated record
AAAGUGCAUCUAAAUGGCUUCUACUCUGACUUCAGCAAACUAAUGAUGAAAAGAAGGAGACUGUGGGAUUAUUCAUUUCAGCUUCCCUGGACGAUGGAUGGAGAGAUAUUCAGUGCCACUUUGGUGCCAUCUGGGAACAUGACACAAGAUUCUAGCAUGACCCUGGAACAGAAAACAACCUUUGCCUUUGUGAUUUUAUUAUUUAUUUUCUUGGGAAUCCUCAUUGUUCGCUGCUUCCGAAUUCUCCUUGACCCCUACCAGAGUAUGCCAACCUCAACCUGGGCUGAUGGACUUGAUGGAAUGGAGAAAGGCCAGUUUGAUUAUGCUCUUGCUUAGAGACUGAGAAUUAUUAAGGCUUCUUUAGCGCACUGAUAAA